This is a messenger RNA of Strongylus vulgaris, 270 nucleotides long. NCBI's taxonomy places the organism in Eukaryota, Metazoa, Nematoda, Chromadorea, Rhabditida, Strongylidae. The record is from the annotation of a GenBank genome assembly.
AUGUUAAAGCUCGUCGUGCUCGUAGCCUUAAUUGCUGCCAUUUCGGCAGUUUGGGAUGGUAAGAUACAAGAUAUCCCUGGUGUAAGCAUAGCUAAUAUGGAACGACUACGAGCACUUCUAAAUCCCCUUCCAAAGGACAAAAAUGAAGUCACUGAAAAAAUGAGCACAUGGAUGAAUGGACUGACAGAAACUGAAAAGACCUCAUUUGAAGCGUUCUUGGAAGAGAUGCGUAAGAAAUAUCCCCAAGGAAUGCCUGUGAUAACACCAUAA